AUCAUCAAAUCUUUAGGUCCCUUCCGAGGUUCCGUUGCUUCCCUCCAAAUUUCAGAACCAGGUCGAGACCUCAUCUUCUUCAACUUCCCUCCGACACGGCCCAUGAAGAUGUCCGUGCCGGUCCGGACGCCGCGGUGGGUCUCCCCGAGGCGGGCCUUCGAGCAGCAGCUGUCGGACCUCCACCGGUGCACCAACCUCAGCCACAUCAAGCAGGUGCACGCCCAGAUCCUCAAGGCCAGCCUCCACCGGGACGUCGACGUCGCCGCCAAGCUCGUCGCCGCCUUCUCCCUCUGCCGCCACGUGGCGCUCGCCGUCAGCGUCUUCGACCAGAUCCCGGACCCCACCGCCCACCUGUACAACAUCCUCAUCCGGGCCUACGCCCGGGACUCGCAGGCCUCCCGGGCCUUCGCGACUUUCUUCCAGAUGCAGCGCAACGGGGUCUUCCCGGACAAUUACACGUACCCUUAUCUUCUCAGGGCGUGCUGCUGCGGCGGCGGCGGCGGCGGCCGGAGUAGCUUGCCGCUGGUGGAAAUGAUACAUGCCCACGUCGAGAAGUUCGGGUUUUGCGCGGAUAUCUUCGUGCCGAAUUCGCUGAUCGAUACUUACUGCAAGUGUGGUUCGUCGGGCGUUGGAGCAGCUAGGAAGUUGUUUGAUUCGAUGGCGGUGCGGGACACGGUGUCCUGGAAUACUGUGAUCAAUGGGCUGGCGAAGGCGGGGCAGCUGCCAGAAGCUCGCCAGCUGUUCGAUAAAAUGCCAGAGAGAGACACGAUUAGUUGGAACAUUCUGUUGGAUGGGUACGCAAAGGCUGGAGAAAUGAAUGCUGCGUUUGAAUUGUUCGGGGAAAUGCCACGGCGGAACGUCGUGUCGUGGUCGACUAUGAUUUCUGGUUAUAGUGAAGCUGGGGAGAUGGAUAUGGCCAGAGUUCUUUUUGACAAGAUGCCUGCGAAGAACUUGGUGCCAUGGACUAUAAUUAUAUCGGGAUAUGCCAAGAAGGGGAUGGCCAAGGAGGCCAGUCAGUUGUAUGAUCAAAUGGAGGAGUCUGGAUUAGUGCCUGAUGAUGGAACUCUUAUUAGCAUAUUGGCUGCUUCUGCAGAGUCUGGUCUGCUUAGACUGGGUAUGAAAGUUCAUGCCUGGGUUGAGAAGACUAAAGUCAAUUGUAGCACUCUGGUCACCAAUGCACUGAUUGAUAUGUACGCAAAGUGCGGUAGGUUGGAUGAUGCUCUAAGCAUCUUUAAUUUGAUGACCAAGAAAGAUAUUGUGUCGUGGAACAUUAUGAUCCAAGGUUUGGCAAUACAUGGGAAUGGCGAGAAAGCACUCCACCUUUUCUCUAGAAUGGAAGAGGAAGGGUUUGAAUCAGAUGGAGUUACAUUCAUUGGUGUGUUGUGUGCGUGUACCCAUGCCGGUCUUGUUGAUGAAGGCCUAGAUUACUUUCAUGCAAUGGAAAGAGAUUUUAGGAUCAUUCCUCAAGUUGAGCACUAUGGUUGUGUGAUUGAUCUAUUGGGUCGUGGCGGUCGUCUUAAGGAGGCAUUUGCUCUUGUCCAGAGAAUGUCGAUGCAACCAAGUGCCAUCAUAUGGGGUACACUUCUGGGGGCCUGCCGUAUCCAUAACAAUAUGGAUGUGGCCUCAGAGGUGGUUGAUCGUCUAAUUAAACUGGAUACUUCUGAUUCGGGUAAUUUCUCUCUGAUGUCAAAUAUUCACGCUGCAAUGGGUGAUUGGGAAGGUGUUGCUAAUAUAAGGCGGCAAAUGAAGAAGAUAAGCCUCCAGAAACCAUCUGGAGAAAGUUCAGUAGAGUUAGGUGAUGGGGUCCAUGAAUUUACAGUAUUUGAUACAUCACACCCUGAAUCAGAUGGAAUUUAUCAAAUGAUAACGACUUUGGGUUUGGAGCUUGAGUAAGUGAAAGCUAAUCCAAAAGGGUAAUAUAAGAACUUUGCACAGACGUUUCAUUAGUCAAAUCCUGCUCUUACUCAAUGUGACUGGAUGCCUGGAUUUAUCAACACUGAGAUCUUCACAAAAUGAGAAGCAUAUUCAUCCAAGGGCAUGUAACCAUGCUGAUCUCAUAGGUGCAGCAGUUUCAGAGCUUUAGCUAUUGCUUACUCUCUUUGGCUCUUUGUGUGCAUUGGAAGAGGUUAUUGCCGAUGAUGCCUAUCAAUGUUUUCUUCUUGAUGUUCGGAACAAUCCUUUUGUUCUGAGUCCUGAUGGAGUUGAAAGAAGACGCAUAUCAGCAUUGGUUUUUCUCAUACAUGAGAAACCACUACUAAAAUGGCUGUACAUAAGUUGUAGAUAAAUGAGAUAAAUCCAAAUACCUGCAGCUUCCUUCUUUCUGAUUUUACUCUCUCAUACUCUAUCCUCAAUGACUUGUACAUAUUAAUGAAUCUUUAUUUCGAGAAUUAUUUAUCGCUCUGAUCUUUUGUUUUA
Molecule: messenger RNA, 2415 nt
Organism: Eucalyptus grandis
Lineage: Eukaryota; Viridiplantae; Streptophyta; Magnoliopsida; Myrtales; Myrtaceae
Product: pentatricopeptide repeat-containing protein At3g29230
Exons: 1
Coding region: 103-1893 (596 amino acids)
Biological process (GO): RNA modification
Molecular function (GO): RNA binding; protein binding
Source: RefSeq, a predicted model, not a curated record